CAGUAAAACCUCUGGUAGAGCCUCCAGUCAAGAAUUUCUUCUGGAGGCGCUGGAACAGGCCCUUUGUUUACACUGGAUGACAGCAGCCAAGACACUUACAAAAUGCACGACAGCAGCCAACCAUACGUCACUGUUUAUGGAAGACUGUCAACCAACUGUCAACUGCGGUGUCAACUGCACUGAGUCAACUGUCAGACUGCCGCCUGUCAACAUAAUUCGAUAAGACAAAUAUGGCGCACGUAUGCCCACUUAUGUGUUCUAUCAUUGUGUCAGUCCGGCUCUGUCAGCGGAAGCAAAGCAAGCAAAGCCUGCGGAUUGGCCUGAUUCGGUUGCAUUCGAUGAAUUACAGCUACCUGCACAAGUAGUGAACACGGUGGCGUAUGAAUCAUGCAUAUUUUGCAUUUUGCACUUUGCAGGGUGAAACAAGUCAAAGUGUUGUUUAUUGCUCCUCGAGCCUAGAGCGGGGAGGUUAUGCACGUUAUAUCAACAUUGCUAUUUUUCCUACUGGAGCUAGUGAAUCCAAAUAUUUGGUACCUACCUAGUGUCAUCUUCUGCGGCCCUGGAUGUACUGAAGCAGAAUAUGUCCUGCUAAGCAACUCAUCUCAAAAGUGAAGCCCAUGAAUGCUGUUGGCAACAGUGGAGUUGUUGGACAUUAAGCUGAGCCACUAAAUGAUAAAAUCAUAGACCUUUUUGUCCAUUUAACUAAGCUGCUGAUUACUGAGACUUGGGAGCCCUGCAGUCUGCAGACCUGCUGUUUAUCAACCUGAGACACUGAAUGCUGAAGGAGCGAACCUGCUGUGAAUGAAGCUGUGCUGCUGAAUGCUGAAGCUGACGCUCUCCUACCGAGAGCCUCUGACGAUGGAGGAGGCUCCUGCCCGGAUCAGGCAGCUGGCAGACAAGGCCAACUAUGAUAUUGACCACUCAAGGCCAGCCAAAAUGUAUUACCGUUCCGGUGUGGAGAUGGUUCGCAUGGCGAACGUGUACGCCGAGGAGGGCAACCUGGAGGGCGCCUACGUAUUAUACCUCAAGUUCAUGACUAUCUUCCUGGAGAAAAUUCGUGAACACCCAGAGUUUCGCACUGUCACGCCUGGCGAGCGAGCGGCCAUCAAGCGUCACCUGGAGUUAACGCUCCCCCGCGCAGAGGCUAUCAAGCGUCAGCUGAUCGCCAAAUAUGAGCAGGAGCAUCGGCAGUGGGUGGCGGAACAGAAGCGGCGAGAGCAGCAGCUGGCAGAGCAGCGAGAGCGGGCGGCGAGAGAGCACGAGCGACUGGAGCAGGAGGAGCAGGAGCGACGCAGAUUCGCUGAGGAAAAGCAGCGCCUGCUGGAACUGGAGAGGCGGCGCGCGGAGCAGCUCGAACGGACUCUGGUCUCCGAACCAACCGCUGACGGACUGCCUGCAUAUGCGGCACUACUCCCGGAGCCCCCGUCUGCCCCUCCGAGUUACAGCGCCCUCCAGCAACCGUCAGCACCGUCAGCUCCUGCAGCUCCUGCAGCUCCGUCAGCACCGCCGCCUAGCUACGGGGAGCUGUCCCCGACGCGACUGUCCAGGCCAUCAUCGGGGGCGCCGGCAAUAGACCGCUCUGUGAAGCCCAGUUUCGACCACCAGAAGUCGCUGCUCUCGCUGAGAUCAGAGCUGAGAACGGUGGUGGUACCCGACUCGCUGAUGCCCAGGUUCUUGAAGAUCGCAGAGGCCAACACGAAUCGUAAUGUGGAAACGUGUGGACUUCUCUGCGGAAAACCGUCUCAGGAUAAUCUGUACAUCACGCACGUGCUGAUACCGGCCCAGACGGGCACCUCCGACUCCUGUAACAUGGAGGGCGAGGAGAAGGUGUUUGCCUAUCUGGACACCCACAACCUCAUCACACUGGGAUGGAUACACACUCACCCGUCUCAGACGGCCUUCCUGUCGUCGGUGGAUCUCCACACCCACUGCGGAUAUCAACUCAUGAUGCUGGAGAGCAUAGCCAUCGUCUGCGCCCCCAAAUAUAACGAGACGGGAUUUUUCAUGCUGACUCCUAGUUAUGGCCUGGACUAUAUCGCCAACUGUCACAAGUCGGGGUUCCAUCCCCAUCCGCAGGACCCGCCACUGUUCGAGGAGGCACAGCACGUAACUCUGGACGGAAGUUACGAAAUCAGUGUGGUGGAUUUGCGGCAGUAGCGACCGCAGCGCCUCCCGCGGCCGGUGGUGGAACUUCUUGGCUUGCGACCGCAGCGCCGCGUGCGGCAAACGUUAGAACUACUGAAGGAGCGACUCGGUCACCACAGCUAGUGCUUCACGAUAUGGCCGGACGGAGGUGCCCGUAGCAAUAUGGUUCGUGCGGUGAACGCUGGUCAGGCUGACUGCGGUGGAUGGGGCGUGUCCCAAUAUUUAUGCUGUGACAUUGGACAAUGAACAUCCUAGAUUUGAGAUGUGAGUAAGCAAUGUCUAAGCUCAGUGGCUGUAAGACAGCGUCAAAGCUAGCUCUGAUCAAUUCAAUAUCACCAAUGGCCGACUAAAGAUGCUUUAUUUUUGGCAUCGGUGACCACGCCUUACCAGCAAAGUAUUUCAGCAGUGGUAGAAUGUAGCUAUUACCAUGGCAGAAUCACACCAUUAGAAGGUUUUGGGUCAUUGUUCAGAUCUGCCCCAGGCUUCAGCUUUCUUUUAUUGGGGAGGAGCUGAAAGUUUCAUCAAGCUCUUGCAUUCUUUCUUACCCAUUCAGUGCUGUACUGAUGCUAGCCUGGGUGCGGCUUGGGGUGGUGAUUGACCCAUGAUCGCUACUCCCAGCAUGUGAACAGUAUGAAAUUGUGAGAUUGAUUGGGCUGAACCGAAGAUCGAUGAUAAAGCGACACUUGGUUAGAGCUUAAUAUGGUGACGUUCAACAGUGACAAGUAUUUGGUGAGAGUAGUGACCUAUUGCUCGAUGAUGAGAGUCAUUUUAAGCUUCUAGAGUCGAUGACUAUUGAAUCACCACACCCUGCAGCGCCGGGGAAGCAGUGAUUUGGAUACAUCACUGAGUUAGAAUGGGGUUAGGAGAAGGGUGGGUUGAGUAUGCCUUCUGUAUAGUAGAGAGGGGUCUUUCUGACUUGUCAUGGUCUGCCACAGACCACACGCCGACUGAUGUGACGUCGUUAUGACGUCAGUGAUAACUAUCAGUAGUGUUUGGGUGGGUGGAUGUGUAAAUAGUGUGUACCAAGGCACUAAAGGUGUGUACUAAAUCAGUUCUAGUGCUUAAAGUGUGGGGUAUGCAUGAUUCAAGUAUGUGAGCCUCUGCUUACUACAGGAGAAAUUGUAACUAUGCGUGUCCUGCGUCCACUGUCCUUUUUACGUGGUCAACUGGACACUUUGGACGGUAAAUAUUCUGGGCUGUCCUGAUUGUAAGGUUGCACGCUAAUAUUGUAUGUAUGCAGUAUAUAAUACUGUAUUCAGUGUGUCAGAAUAUAUUUAGUGUGCUCUGUUUUCAGCUUGUAAGUUGUACGUCUGAGCAACGUGUCACGAUAUAUAAAGCCGUAUCUGUAUGUUUC
Messenger RNA from Amphibalanus amphitrite, 3499 nucleotides. Its product is annotated as STAM-binding protein-like A. Gene Ontology annotation, cellular component: endosome; membrane. Lineage: Eukaryota; Metazoa; Arthropoda; Thecostraca; Balanomorpha; Balanidae. The coding region runs from base 820 to 2157 and encodes 445 amino acids. The record is from RefSeq and is a predicted model, not a curated record. The transcript has 13 exons. Gene Ontology annotation, molecular function: protein binding; K63-linked deubiquitinase activity; metal-dependent deubiquitinase activity. Gene Ontology annotation, biological process: protein K63-linked deubiquitination.